This is a messenger RNA of Parasteatoda tepidariorum (common house spider), 1630 nucleotides long. Its product is annotated as chitin deacetylase 7. Gene Ontology annotation, cellular component: extracellular region. Gene Ontology annotation, biological process: carbohydrate metabolic process. Gene Ontology annotation, molecular function: chitin binding. NCBI's taxonomy places the organism in Eukaryota, Metazoa, Arthropoda, Arachnida, Araneae, Theridiidae. The record is from RefSeq and is a predicted model, not a curated record.
UGAAUGCGUGACAACUCAACGAUGCGUGACAACUCAAUCUCUGAUAAAACCUAUAUAAGUUCAAAAUUUCCUCAUUUUGACAGAAGUGUAUUCAAAAUGAAGACUGUUAAGUGUUUCGUUUUGCUGUGCAGUGUUUUAUUUGGGAUAAUUACUGUCAAUGCUUCUAAGACUAGCGGCAGAUUCAAGAAAAAGAACACUUUUGAGUGCCCUAUGGAAUAUGGAGUGUUUGCUAAUCCUACUGACUGUCGGAGAUUCUAUACCUGCAACGGAGAUGUAGCUUACGAUACCCCCUGUCCCACUCCUCUCUAUUUCGAUGACUCUAAGAAACUCUGCGUUUACAAGACUAAAGAUCUGCAGUGUGGUCCCGUUCCAAUGACAACUCCAGUUCCUACAACUCCUGAUCCUAAUGCGUCUCCAAGCUGCGAGCCGCAAUCCUGUCGCUUGCCAGACUGCUUCUGUAGCGAAGAUGGUACUCUUAUUCCUGGUAACUUCUUGCCGAAGGACACUCCUCAGAUGAUCAUCCUGACAUUUAGUGGAGCUUUGAACGUUCUGAACGCCGAACCUUUCAGCUUCCUAUUGAACGAGACUAGACUGAACCCAAAUGGAUGUCCCAUCAAAGCCACGUUCUUUGUUCCUCACGAGUAUACCAGUUACUUCUACGUCCAAAAGUUGUAUGGCCUUGGUCACGAGAUUGCAGCUCAGACUAUAACAAAUCGCCAACCCGAAGAAUUCUGGCCUAAAGCUACACACGAAGAAUGGGUCGAGGAGGUCAUUGGACAAAAAGAAAUACUACGUACUUUUGCAAAUGUCUCCAGAGAAGAUGUACUCGGCAUGCGUGCCCCUUUCCUGAAACCUGGUGGCAAUAACAUGUUGAGCAUGAUCUACGACUAUGGUCUGGAUUACGACUCUUCCUUGGCAGCGCCUUUGUCAGAAGUACCCUUGUGGCCUUACACUCUGGAUUACCACUUACCACACAAAUGCAUAUCCGAAAAUUGCCCUACUAGAUCUUUUCCUGGAAUCUGGGAAUUUCCCCUCAAUACUUAUUCGACAGCUGACGAAACUGGAGCUACUUGUGUCUUUCUGGAUCAAUGCGUCUUUCCUGACGAUCCCGAAGUAAUCUUCGAGUUUUUAAGUUUCAAUUUCUUACGCCACUACACUACAAACAAGGCACCUUUUGUCAUGAAUUUCCACGUCAAUUGGGUCACAGAUGACAGCAAGGUGGCAGCUCUAGAUGUCUUCUUGGAUCAUGUUAUGGAAACUUACCCCGACGUUUGGUUCGUGACCAUGCAGCAGGCUUUAGAAUGGUUGCGCAACCCUGUUCAAGCUGAGCAAGCGAAGGUCUUUGAGGCCUGGAAGUGUCCCAGGACGAGGAUGCCCAGUUGCAACAUUCCUCGCACUUGCAGAGUCAAGUUAAUGGAGGGUGCACGGGCUGACGUAAGGUAUUUACAACUCUGUGGGAAGUGCCCCGAAAGAUAUCCUUGGUUGAAUAACAUCAGGGGUACGAAGGAAGGCAAAAGUGUGAAAGAUUUGGUCCAAAAAACUACUACAUAAGCUUGUUCUGGAACUGAGUUCAUUUGUUGUUGUUAUACUUAAGUUGAAUAAUUUUUAAUAAACUUGUUUAGAGCUUUAA